Paramecium octaurelia is the source of this 701-nucleotide messenger RNA. Lineage: Eukaryota; Ciliophora; Oligohymenophorea; Peniculida; Parameciidae. The record is from the annotation of a GenBank genome assembly.
AUGAAUCUCAGUUGCCAUUGUCAUGAAUGUGGAGGCAAUAUUCGUAAGAAACUAUUGCUGAAAAAUGAAAACGAUGGCAACCCAAUCUAGAAGCCUAUAUAAAUAAAAUUACUUGAAUUGGAUAAAACUCCAAAAAACCAAGAAAACUUACUCAAAUCAAGUGGAACUGCAUCCAUGUACAUCUUAAAUGUAAUUUUAGCCAUUCAUCUACCAACAAUGUUAUUAAAUCGAAAUUCAAACCAAUGUCCUAAAUUUUAUAAAUGGUGUAUGUCAAAAGUGCAAUCUCUAAACUCAUGCAAUCUAAUAAUAUACAAUAGUAGUUAUUUCAAUCAUCUCCCAAUACUCUUACAGAUUUGACACCGAUGUAGAACACUCUGAAGACCCUAGAUCAAAAGGGACUGGAUAAUCAACUAUUUGGAUAGAGGAUUAAAACUGAACCAGUCCUUGGACAUUAACAAAUUGGAAUAAAAAGAAAAACCUUCUACUAUCCUCGAGUGUCUAAUAUUACUAGAUUGGGAGUUUCAAAUCCUUUGAAUUUUCAAGACAUCUUCGAUAAGAAGCUUUCAUUGAAACUAGUUGCCCCUCUUACUAGUAGAUACAGAUCUCCAGAAAACAAGAAAUAAAGAACUUUAUCCCAAAGAAUUCAGAACACUUAUUUCAAAAAUAUUGAUUAAAAAUUGAAAAACAGUACCAAGAAAUGA